GGCCACUUUUCUUUAGCGUAUCUAUAAUUAUUAACUUUCUUGUUCAAUUUAGGAUUAUCGUUUACUUUUAUGCCUAUUUGCGGAGUUUUUUCAGAAAGAUGCCCCAUGCACACAUAAAGAUCUGGCACAAUAUGAUUUAAAACACAUCGUUGUAUUCCCAGAUAUAAGCCUAGUGAGUCAUUUCUUGACACGUUGCUCAACGAAGUGGCCCUUGGCGCUGUUUUAAUAAGCCACAGUUUGCCGGAUAUCUGGAAAAUAUGAAAAAGAUCUAAAAAGCCUUUAGUUGUAAAUCUUUUCAGUUAUUUAUUGGGCGAGUUAUUUAUUACGCACCCUUAUUGGCUUUGCUAAUUAUUCUUGAGCAAUAAAAAACAACAUUCUGUGCGCCUUCGGUCAAGUCCAAGGAGUCCAUUUUAUAUCGCCAUUGCGCGAGUGGGGGUGGAGGCUUAACAGGACGGGAGGAUGGAAAUCUCGUUCAUUUCUCCGAAACGGGACACACUGAAGAGACACUAAACGAGAAGCUGCGGAGCAUGACGUAUCUCCCAUUAUCGAAGACGGCUAGACAUUAUGAGCCAGCAAGGCAAACGAAUCGGCGAGAAGCGUGUCCUGUUGUGUAACAAAAUCUGGCUGGAUGCGCGGGGACCUUUGCACAAGAGAUGUGUGACCUCAUGAUGUGGCUGCUGAUGGUUGCACUCGGCCUCAGUCUGUGCCACUGUGUUGGGGGGCAGUUUCCGGAGACCAGAGUCAAAAGGGUCCUACCACAGCUCGUCUGCAGCGUUCCUGGGCUGCCGGGGACUCCGGGCAAGCCGGGGCCCAGCGGGGCUCCUGGUGCAGAGGGACUCAUCGGCAUCCCAGGGCGAGAUGGGAGAGAUGGCAGGAAGGGCGAGAAGGGCGACAAUGGGGACACAGGUGUAAAAGGCAAAGCAGGUCCCAUGGGCAAGAUGGGUGAGCGUGGUGAUCAAGGCCCGAUGGGGAAGAGAGGCCCCAGUGGCAUGGAUGGGGACAAGGGCCCACCGGGCCCCAUGGGCCCCCCCGGGCAUAAGGGAGAUAAGGGUCAACGGGGAGCUCAGGGCAAACAGGGCAUCUGCCGUUGUGGCAGCCUGGUACCCAAAGUAGCCUUUUCUGUGGGCAUCACUACUAGCUACCCGGUGGAGCGUACGCCCAUCCGCUUUAACAAGGUCCUGUUUAAUGAGGGCAGCCACUACAACACACAGUCUGGAAAGUUCAUCUGUGCCUACCCAGGAACCUACUACUUCUCCUAUGACAUCACCCUUGCCAACAAGCACCUGGCCAUCAGCCUCGUGCACAAUGGCCAGUACCGCAUCAAGACAUAUGACGCCAACACAGGCAACCAUGAUGUAGCCUCUGGCUCCACAGUCAUGCAGCUCAACCCAGAGGAUGAGGUAUGGUUGGAGAUCUUCUACACAGACCAGAAUGGAUUGUUCUCCGACCCCAGCUGGUCUGACAGCCUGUUCUCCGGAUUCCUUCUGUAUGCUGACACAAAUUAUUUGGAUAUGCUGUCGGAGGACUAUGCGUAACAAAGGAUUAUGGGUUGGGACUUAUGGGUGACUCUUAGCUGUUCAUCUUAUGAACAGAAAGACUGGCAGACGUAUAUAUGAAAUGUAGCAUUAACCACGAUGGUUAAACAUAUGCCAAAUUAAGCUAUAUGUAAGCCUAUCAGCUUUCCCCUUUACAGUAAUGCUGCAUAACAGAAUGCCCCAUGGAUUGAAUAUUCCAUUUUGUGAGAUUAAACUGAGCUCACAGCAAAUCUCACUAAUAAUGUGAGGUAACAGCUAGUAAUGGGACAAAAGAAGCUUGAAAACCAAAGAUGAGCAGGGCUACACUGUAAGUCAUAUCACAGGGUAGGUUGUGCCCCCACACCCCCCAACAUCAAACAUCCUCCUACAUCCUUGUAUAUGAAUAAUAUUUUAACUUUUGAAAUCCAGUGGGUGGGAUCAUAGUGUACUGUCAAGCAAUCAAUGGUACAUACACACACCCCUGUGCAUACAUUUGUUUCUUGAUGUUUUCUAGAAAUGUGCAGAAAUAUUGAAAUUUUCUGUACAACUUUUUUCAUUCUUGAUAAUGACGAUCAUAAAGUCAGAAACGUGAAAUGCAAAAACCACAUGUACACUUUUUCAUAACACUUUAAAAAUGGAUUUUUAUUUAUAACUAUACAAAGAGCAUAUAUUAAAAAGUAUUGACAUCACUUGACAAAUGCAUCUGUUCAUUUAUUGCAAUAUGCAGCAUGUGUUAUUCAUUUUCACAAAUAUAUCAUUCGUCUUUCAACCACUUACCAGUGUAGCACAUCAUAGUAACAUAAUUAUUUAAAACAGUUUUUGAGGCAGGGCUCCCCCAUGAUUCAUUUUGAAGAUUGGGUCGGGGGGGGGGGACAUGGGCACAACAAAUUCAGCCCAUAUACCCACUCGUCCAGCACUGCCCAAAGGGGUGUAACUAAUAACUAGCGGUGUAACCAAUAAGUGUUAUUGUUUUUCACAAAUAUGUCUUCCAUUUGUCUUUCAACCACUUACUAGUGCAACAUAUUGCAGAUUGCAGUAACCUAAUUAUCAAGUAUAGCUUUUAUGGCUUUAUGAUUUUGUGAAUCAUAAGAAAGUGUGUGAAAUCAUUUUUAAUCGUAUUUGAUAAAUAUUCAGGUAGUCUCACAGAUUUGCAAACUGAUUCUGAAUCCAUUGCCAGUAGGUAUUUAGGCCUUGCAGCAGCAUGAAUGAAUCCAACUUUGACGCCUGUGACUAAUUUGCUUAUGCAGAAUGAUAUAUUGCUUAGUUUUUUUUCCUCCCAACGCCCUUGCAAGAGGACUACAGUAAGUAUGUUCCCUUAGCAAAAAUUUUAUACAAGUGUACUACGAGUAUACUUAUUUUAUACUAAAAUUGAGACAGUAUACUUGAAGUUUACUUCUUAUAUACUAUAUUUUAUAUACUUAAGAAUAGUAUAGUGAAGUAUACUUGACUUGAGAUGGGGGUGCAAGAGGUAGCGCUAUCGUUCGACAACAAGAGGGUUGCAGGUUUGAGCCCUGGUUCCUCCUGACCCCAUCAAAGUGUCCUUGAGCAAGA
This is a messenger RNA of Paramormyrops kingsleyae, 3065 nucleotides long. NCBI's taxonomy places the organism in Eukaryota, Metazoa, Chordata, Actinopteri, Osteoglossiformes, Mormyridae. The record is from RefSeq and is a predicted model, not a curated record.